This is a messenger RNA of Strongylus vulgaris, 428 nucleotides long. Lineage: Eukaryota; Metazoa; Nematoda; Chromadorea; Rhabditida; Strongylidae. The record is from the annotation of a GenBank genome assembly.
AUAUUUCAGACACUUCAGCAUUCCCCAAUAGGGCUACGUCUAACUCGUUUGGAUGAAGAACUUGGCGCCGAUCUCAGGGAGCAUGGUCUUGCCGGAGUGAAUGUCAUGACUUACACGAUCGAGAAGAAGCUAACAGCAGAUGAACUAACAUUGAACAAUGCAAGCAAAUAUGAUUACACAUCAGUUAAAUCUAAUGGGCAGAAUGCCCUUAGUAUCGUCACCCACCGUAACUUUGCUAUACAACUUAGGCAUCAAAUGAUUAUCGUAUAUAGGCUCGACUUACUUGGUUUUAUCAGACACGUUUCAAACUUUGUUAAUACUAACUUUGGAAGUGCAAAGCCAAGUUUAAGCCCAUCCUUUAAUAUGCGCGUAAGUCUUAACACAGAUCUUGGGAUAAAAGAAGGUCUUGCACAGGUUUUAAAAUAAAA